Messenger RNA from Umbelopsis ramanniana AG, 522 nucleotides. RefSeq lists its product as uncharacterized. The record is from RefSeq and is a predicted model, not a curated record. The transcript has 2 exons. Gene Ontology annotation, cellular component: cytosol; membrane. Gene Ontology annotation, molecular function: guanyl-nucleotide exchange factor activity; zinc ion binding. The coding region runs from base 30 to 416 and encodes 128 amino acids. Lineage: Eukaryota; Fungi; Mucoromycota; Umbelopsidomycetes; Umbelopsidales; Umbelopsidaceae. Gene Ontology annotation, biological process: post-Golgi vesicle-mediated transport; small GTPase-mediated signal transduction.
GGCUGAAAGUCAUUUUAAUCCCUUAAAACAUGGCAGAAAUUUCGAAAUUCACUGCAUUCGCGACCCCAACUACAGAUCUUGUUGAUGCAACCAACAACACUAAUCUAUAUGAUAUUCUUUGUCCACGCGACAACUGCCGAUGCCUUGUUCUGCGUAAAGGCGCAGCGACUUUGGUGAAGCGGGAUCCCAUCAAGCCGCUGGACGAAAGCGAUGUCCCUUCAACCAAUGAACAUUUUUGGCACGUUGGGGAUAUGAUGGACUUCGAUAAUGUUGGAUUCUCGAAAACUGUUGGAGACACCAAGUUUCUCUCCUGUGCAGAUUGCGACGUCGGCCCGCUCGGUUACCAUAAUAUCGCACAUCAGCCUAAAGAAUAUCUUAUUAGCAUAGACUGCGCACGUUAUCGCCCUCGAAACUAAGUUGUUAUUAGACAUCAACUGGCUGAAACCCCCAAGAUGAAGAGUGGCAUCUAUUCCCUUCCCCACAUUGUAUUGUAGCUAGAAUGUAUUGUAUUUCUUUGGUAAA